Bombina bombina (fire-bellied toad) is the source of this 951-nucleotide messenger RNA. Its product is annotated as G-protein coupled receptor 55-like. Gene Ontology annotation, cellular component: membrane. Gene Ontology annotation, molecular function: G protein-coupled receptor activity. The record is from RefSeq and is a predicted model, not a curated record. Lineage: Eukaryota; Metazoa; Chordata; Amphibia; Anura; Bombinatoridae. The coding region runs from base 1 to 951 and encodes 316 amino acids. The transcript has a single exon. Gene Ontology annotation, biological process: phospholipase C-activating G protein-coupled receptor signaling pathway; positive regulation of Rho protein signal transduction.
AUGAAUAGAAGUGAUGGUGACUGUUCCUUCUCCGAGGUUAAUUCCAUUGUCAAUGGGCUGCAACUGGCUUUCUACAUUCCCAUCUUUAUUGUGGGCCUUGCCUUGAACAUAAUUGCAUUGAGGAUUUUCUGCUUCUCUUUGAAAAAAUUUACAGAAGCCACAAUUUUUUUGAUAAACCUUGCAGUCCUAGACCUUCUUCUUAUCUUGUCUUUGCCAUUCAAAAUGUACUUUUCAAAGCCAAAUGCCACCGGGAACUGGCGUCUUUGCAAUUUUGUAGAGUGCUUGUAUUUCACAAACAUGUAUGGAAGCAUAUAUACUAUAAUGUUCAUUAGUGUGGACAGGUAUAUAGCCAUAAGACACCUAUUUUGGUCUAAACUCCUACGUUCUCCAACAAAGACCAAAACAAUUUGUGUUGUCAUCUGGAUUUUUGUCUGGACAGUCAGCAUUUCUGUCUUCAGUUUCAACAAUGGAGAUCAAGAAAAUAUGCGCUGCUUCCAUAACAUGUCAGAUAGCAUCUGGAGCACCCCUAUUAUAAUAUCCCUUGAGACCAUUGGGUUUCUUGGUCCACUGACUGUCAUGAUGUAUUGUUCCAUUCAGAUCAUCAGAACAUUGCUGACUGAUAGAUUCUCCCAAGAACAAAAUAGCCGAGAGAGGAUCAUUGUCAUUCGUAUUAUUAUCAUAAACCUUGUAGUAUUUCUAGUUUCUUUUACACCCAGUCACAUAGCCAUCUUUCUUCAGUUCUUAGUUCGGAAGCAUGUGAUAUCUGAUUGCUACUUUCGGCAAAAAGUAAGUCUGUUUUUGCAGAUGGCUCUCUGCAUUGCUAAUUCCAACUGUUGUCUUGAUGCAGUAUGCUAUUAUUUUGCAGUGGAAGAAUUUAGAAAUUCAUCAAUAAAGAAAGACUCUAUAAUUCCAAAACGGACAGUAUCAUUACGGUCACCCAGUAUUGAGUAA